Pochonia chlamydosporia 170 is the source of this 2304-nucleotide messenger RNA. RefSeq names its product pumilio-family RNA binding repeat protein. Gene Ontology annotation, cellular component: cytoplasm. Gene Ontology annotation, biological process: post-transcriptional regulation of gene expression. Gene Ontology annotation, molecular function: mRNA 3'-UTR binding. The coding region runs from base 1 to 2304 and encodes 767 amino acids. The transcript has 5 exons. NCBI's taxonomy places the organism in Eukaryota, Fungi, Ascomycota, Sordariomycetes, Hypocreales, Clavicipitaceae. The record is from RefSeq and is a predicted model, not a curated record.
AUGGUCACUUCCGAAUCUCGAGGCUCACCCCCUCAACGAACUGGCAGUAUUCCUGGCCUCUCUUCCCAGGAAGAGCCCAUGAGGGCGGGAAAUGAUCGGCCAUCCUCGGACAGCCCAUCUUUUCCCUCAGGGCAGAAGAAUAUUCACGUGCUGGCCACUUCGAAGCUGGUCAAUCAAGCAGGACCCAAGCCGACAACCGAAGGAUCCAAAAUGACCGACUCUUAUCCGAUGGACAAGCUCUUGGCAAGGCUGUCAGAGCAGCAAGCCGUGCUCAAUCAACAAAAUGAGGCUCUCAAAUCUGGGGACGACGAUGGAAACAUGUGUCAACGACUUCCUGGGCACACAUCUUCUAGCAAUUCACUUCCCAUUACGCCAGCGACGGAUGGCUUCUCCUCAACAGCACCAAGCACUCGCCCAGCUAGUGCUACUCUGGACGAAACUCGCCCCGACUCGGAUGAAGUCCUCCGUCUCAAACUUCAGCUAGCACAAGCUCAAAGCAAGAUAUCCAAACUGGACCAGGAGUUGGCCACCCGUGGAAUGAAGGGUGAAGCAGAUCUACAAGGCAUCAACACCAUUCGUGGUAUUGGUAUCGGCACAGCUGUGCAUGAUAGUGCCUGGGUUAACACUGAUGAUGACCAGUCAGAUACUAGUGAUGCCUUAUCAACCACAAAUUUUACCCGAGCCCGGGGCAUUUGGGGGACGACCAAGGCAUCUUUUCCUGGUGGCGUUAUUCAGGGAGAAGCCGUCGAACCACAGCCCGGCACAUGGCUGGGAGGGCGAGGCUUCAACCACAGUUUCACUGAUUCAAGCUCUUCAUACCAGUUGAUGGAUAGCUACCGUGGGGAUCGCCUGAGCCCAGAUCCAGACCUCGUCAUGCGCCAAUCAGCCAGUCGUCGGCCGAAUCGGUAUGACCAUAGAGUCACUAACUCUCACCACUUCAGCAACGCUGGAUACAAUCAGUCAAAUGGACCUACAACUCCGUUCGAAGCAAUGGGCGGACCAAUGCCGUCUGGAAAUAUGCACCCACCUCCUGGGCUUGGUGCCAUUGGCCUCGCGGCUUAUCCUGGAUAUCAGCAACAGCAGCCACCAGGAACGACACUGUCGCCCCAUGCGUCUGAAUUUACAUCCAAGACGCACUGGAAGAACGAGGGUCUCCCUACCGAAGGCCCGACCUACUUACCCCCAACUGAACCUCUCAACUAUCGGCGUCUUCUCGACCGUAAUGUGACAUGCAAUUGGAAAUACAUAGUCGACAAGAUUGUGUGCAAUAAUGAUCAGCAAGCUUCCAUAUUCUUACAGCAAAAGUUAAAAGUUGGCACUCCAGACCAGAAAUACGAUAUCGUCGAGGCCAUUGUUGCCCAGGCUUACCCUCUGAUGGUAAACAGAUUUGGCAACUUUUUAGUUCAGAGAUGCUUUGAGCACGGAACUCCUGAGCAGGUGAUUAAGAUUGCACAAGCCAUCCGUGGUAACACUCUCAAUUUGUCCAUGGACCCCUUUGGAUGCCAUGUGGUCCAAAAGGCAUUCGACUCGGUACCUGAGGAGUACAAGGCAAUCAUGGUCCACGAGCUUCUGCGCCGCAUCCCCGAAACAGUUAUACAUCGAUAUGCUUGCCAUGUAUGGCAGAAGCUCUUUGAGCUUCGAUGGACUGAAUCUCCACCGCAAAUUAUGAAAUACGUUAAUGAAGCUUUGCGCGGCAUGUGGCACGAAGUAGCUUUGGGCGAAACUGGCAGCUUGGUUGUUCAGAAUAUCUUUGAGAAUUGUUUGGAGGAAGACAAGCGCCCUUGCAUCGAGGAAGUUCUCGCCAACAUUGAUAUUGUUGCGCAUGGCCAGUUCGGAAACUGGUGCAUCCAGCACAUCUGCGAACACGGCGCACCGCCUGACCGUGGAAGGGCGGUCGACCACGUCAUUCGGUACGCCGCUGAGUACAGCACCGAUCAGUUUGCUUCCAAGGUCGUGGAGAAGUGUUUGAAGAUUGGAUCUAGUGAGUUCCUGGGUCGUUACCUGGACCGUGUUUGUGAGGGCCGCCUGGACAGGACUAGAAUCCCGUUGAUUGACAUUGCGAGUGACCAAUAUGGCAACUAUCUGGUGCAGUGGAUUCUCAACAAUGCUUCACCUCAGCAUCGUGAAAUGGUGGCGGCCCACAUCCGAAAGCAUAUGGUUUCCCUUCGAGGCUCCAAGUUUGGAUCCCGAGUUGGCAUGCUCUGCACCAACCACGCCGUCACCACUCGGCCUGGACCUGGUGUUGGACCCAGCAUGGGGAGUCGCAUUGGACCCGCGCCGCGAUUUGCAGGGGCAUAUCGUUAA